UUUUUAAACACCACCCAAGAUUGCAUUCCUCGCCUAGCGAUUCGCAAGCUGAUCAAUCAUUUCUUAGUUGUCGGAGGAGGAAUUUUAAGAAUUAAAAAAUACAGGGUCAAACAGUCGGCUUCAAGUUGUCUCUCAACUUGCCCGCCACUUAUAUCAUUCCGCAUUCCACUCCCCUUGAGUCGCGUCCAGCACUGGACGAAACCUGAACAAUAUGCGACCAAGCCAGGCCCAACUUGGGCUUCUCCCGUUACUAUUCACUCUCGUCGCCGCUCACCCAUAUCCUCGCGACGAUGGCCAAGAUAACGGCUUCGGAUAUCUUAUGCCCCGCGCUUGUGCGUCAUACUGUGGCGCCGACAACCAGUUCUGCUGCUCCAGUGGAGAAGCCUGCACCACCUCAGCUGGCGUAGCGAGCUGUGUUGCGAGCGCCGGCGGCGAUGUCAAUUUCUUUACUACCACGUGGACCGAGACGAAAACAUAUACUAGCACCUUCAGCUCUCUUCUGAGUGCUACAACCCCAGCAUCAGGAGGAACCAACGGAGAACCGUGCGUUCCACCAGCAGGCUCUGGCCAGAUUGCCUGCGGCACUAUCUGCUGUGCGAAUUGGCAAUACUGCGCCCAUGAAGGUCAAUGUAUGCCGAAUGCUGGUGCUGGCUCGUGGACUCAAUGGACCACGGUUGGCGUCGUGACCACUCAGUAUUCAGCUCCUUACAGAGUCACCAGCGGCAGCACUAUCGUACAAACCUCAGCACCCACUACCACCACCGGCACUGCAGCUAGCGAAACUACCACAAGCACCGCUGCCCCAGCUCCUGUCGCAUCUACUAGCGGUUCGCUUAGUGGAGGCGCAAUUGCAGGCAUUGUUGUCGGCACGAUCGCUGGAGUGGCAUUGUUGCUACUGCUGUGUUUCUGCUGCAUUGUCAGAGGCCUCUGGGAUGCUUUUGCUGGUAUCUUUGGAUCUGGAAGACGAAACCGAGAUGCGGAACGAGUCGAAAUUAUCGAAGAGCGAUACUCGAGACGCGGAAGCAGACAUGGUAGCGCCUACGGUGCUAGUGCUGCCGCUGCUGCUCGACCGUCUCAUCGAACGUGGUUUGGAGGCGGUGGAGGCCGACCUACAUCUGCUGCUAGUCGAAACGAGAAGCAUUCAAGUUCCGGCGGCGCUGGCUGGUUAGCCGCCACUCUGGGUGGUGCAGCUCUUCUCCUCGGUCUGAGGAGAGACGAGAGGCGCAGAGCUGCCAGUCGCAGACCAGUCAGAACCGACAUCGGCAGUUCGCACAUCUCCGACUACUCCUCCUCCACAAACAACAGCCCAAGUAGGUUUAUCACCAGAAAAUGAAGUAUAGAAAGGAGCGUUUACUGACCAAUUUUCUUUCCACAGGUAGCGCAAGCUCGGACAGGAGAACGCACAAUACCAGACGUUCGAGACGUUCAAGAGCGACGAGAGUUUCGAGGUCGAGAGUAUCGCGACCCUCGAGAUAGAAGCCGAAUUUUCAACCUCAACCCCAAUAAUUCUCCACCUGUUAUUUCCAACAUUCCCCGAAAUUGAAGUUUAUACCCCUUCUCCC
Hypoxylon fragiforme is the source of this 1562-nucleotide messenger RNA. RefSeq lists its product as uncharacterized. The record is from RefSeq and is a predicted model, not a curated record. The transcript has a single exon. Bases 212 to 1333 code for a protein of 373 amino acids. Lineage: Eukaryota; Fungi; Ascomycota; Sordariomycetes; Xylariales; Hypoxylaceae.